GUGUUUACAUUGCAGCUCUGCUAUCUGUCAGUUCAGAGCACGCUGAACCUGAGAGAAGACGUUAUCUCUCGGGAUCAGCGUGUUCCUGUGAAGUACACACCCCCGCCCACUAUAAAACACACACAGCACACAGUUAACCCUUUGAUUGCCCCAGAUGUUAACCCCUUCCUGCCCAGUGCCAUUAGUACAGUGUCAGUGCUUUUUAUUAGCACUGAUCACUGUAUUAGUUUCACUGGGGAUGUCAGUGGCAGUUAGUCAGUUCCCCCCAGUGUCAUAAUGCCCGCCAGUC
Molecule: messenger RNA, 289 nt
Organism: Staurois parvus
Lineage: Eukaryota; Metazoa; Chordata; Amphibia; Anura; Ranidae
Source: the annotation of a GenBank genome assembly